Molecule: messenger RNA, 5037 nt
Organism: Melanotaenia boesemani (Boeseman's rainbowfish)
Lineage: Eukaryota; Metazoa; Chordata; Actinopteri; Atheriniformes; Melanotaeniidae
Product: oxysterol-binding protein 1-like
Exons: 20
Coding region: 238-2685 (815 amino acids)
Cellular component (GO): cytosol; membrane; intracellular membrane-bounded organelle
Molecular function (GO): sterol binding
Source: RefSeq, a predicted model, not a curated record
AUGAAUAAAACAAACAGUAAAGCGCAAUUCAAAGAGUUUACAUUGCUUACGAUAACGCGUAAGCUUUCUUAAAAAAAAAAAAAAAAAAGCUUCCUGUUGUUUAGCUAGCAAUAAGCUUAAAGGCGGACAGAGUUUUAAGUAGCUUUGAUACGUGGAGCUGGCGUUUCGUUCCACUGCGUAACUUACCUUCCAAUGUCUAGGCUCUAACUUCACUCAGUGAAACCACAGGCUGUUGUAAUGUCGGAGCUCAAACCCCCUACCCCAACCCCAACCCCUGGUGACACAUACAAGGGUUGGCUCUUCAAAUGGACUAAUUACAUAAAAGGUUACCAGAGGCGCUGGUUUGUUCUCAGCAAUGGACUGCUGUCUUACUACAGGACCCAGGCAGAGAUGGGGCACACAUGCAGAGGUACCAUCAACUUGGCUACAGCCAACAUUGUUGUGGAGGACUCGUGCAAUUUUGUCAUUUCCAACGGAGGAGCACAGACGUAUCACUUGAAGGCCAGCUCUGAAGUAGAGCGACAGCGAUGGAUCACUGCUCUGGAGCUUGCUAAAGCAAAGGCUGUCGACAUGCAGGCUGGAUCUGAUGACUCUGGUGAUGAUUGUCCUGGAGUUUCCCCUGCCCCUGGGCAGGGCGGAGGCUGCCGCAACUCCGAAAUCCAGUCCACAUUACGCACCCUGAGCAGCAAAGUUGAGGACCUUACCACCUGCAAUGAUCUCAUUGUCAAACAUGGAUCUGCCCUCCAAAGGUCUUUAUCCGAAUUGGAGGGCCUGCGUGUUGGAGGGGACAUGGGGGAGAAGAUUAGACAAGUCACAGAGAGAGCCACACUAUUCCGAAUCACCUCUAACGCCAUGAUCAAUGCAUGCAGGGACUUCCUCUCUCUGGCCCAGAGCCACAGUAAGCGUUGGCAGAAGGCCUUACAGACUGAAAGAGAGCAGAGGAUACGUCUGGAGGAGACUCUUGAACAGUUAGCUAAACAGCACAACCACUUGGAGAGAGCUUUCAGAGGAGCUACAGUUCUUCCUCCUUCAUUCAGCAAUCCUGCUUUAGGUAGUAAAGGCGGUGCUCCAGGAAAAGGUGAUGCCAGUGAUGAGGAUGAUGACAAUGAGUUUUUUGAUGCAAUGGAAGACCCAGCAGAAUUUAUUACUGUCCCUGCUGACCCCAAGUAUCACAGAAGAUCUGGCAGCAACAUCAGCGGAAUCAGCAGCGAGACUGGAACGGAUGAUCAAUCGUUUGAUGAACUGUCUUUGGCAUCCAAUCCGGAGUCCCCACAGCCUCUUGAGCUAGAGCCAGUCAGACAAAGACGAACUCGUAUCCCUGACAAACCCAACUAUUACCUCAAUUUGUGGAGCAUCAUGAAGAACUGUAUUGGAAAAGAGCUGUCAAAGAUACCAAUGCCUGUAAAUUUCAAUGAGCCCUUGUCGAUGCUGCAACGUCUGUCUGAAGAUCUGGAGUACUAUGAAAUUCUGGAUAAGGCCGCUAAAUGUCAUAACUCUUUAGAGCAAAUGUGUUACGUGGCAGCUUUUACUGUAUCUUCCUACUCCACCACAGUCCACCGCACAGGAAAACCCUUUAAUCCUCUGCUGGGAGAAACUUUUGAACUUGAUCGAGUCAGAGAGUGUGGUUACCGAUCUCUUUGCGAACAGGUGAGCCACCACCCACCUGCUGCUGCACACCAUGCCUUCUCUGAAAAGGGCUGGACCCUCAGACAGGAGAUUGCACUAGCCAGCAAGUUUAGAGGAAAAUAUCUCUCUAUCAUGCCUUUGGGUUCUAUCCAGUGUUUAUUUGAUAAGAGCAACAAUCACUACUCCUGGAAAAAAGUUACCACAACCGUACACAACAUUAUUGUUGGGAAAUUAUGGAUUGAUCAGUCAGGUGAGAUAGAUGUGGUGAACCACAAAACAGGAGAUCGUUGCCAUCUCAAGUUUGCUCCCUAUAGUUACUUCUCCAGAGAUGUACCAAGAAAGGUAACAGGUGUUGUGACAGAUAAGGAUGGAAAGGCCCAUUAUGUGCUGUCAGGAACAUGGGAUGAGAAGAUGGAAUUUUCCAGAAUAAUGCAGAGCAGUAAAGGUGAGAAUGGCACUGAAGGCAAACAGAGGACUGUUUAUCAGACGCUCAAAGCCAAAGAAAUCUGGAGAAAGAACCCUUUACCAGAGGGAGCAGAGAAUAUGUACUACUUCUCCUCACUUGCCUUGACACUUAAUGAACAUGAAGAAGGAGUGGCGCCUACAGACAGUCGGCGGCGCCCUGACCAGCGGCUAAUGGAGGAAGGUCGGUGGGAUGAAGCCAACGCGGAGAAACAGAGACUUGAAGAAAAACAGCGUACCGCCCGUCGAGAAAGGGAAAGGGAAGCAGUGAAAGCAGCCAGCUCACCUGAAGAAGCUAUCACAGAGGAUUCAAUUAAUGAUUCACCUUUGAAAACUCAUGCACAAGAAACUGGAACCACAGCAAGUGAGGUUUCCGAUGAAACUGACACAGAGGACUCUCCCCCUCACACACCUGUUGCAUCCCCUUAUGGACCAUCACUCUUCCCACUCUUAAGUGUCCAUCCAGACAGCUACCAAGCACUGUGGUUCGAGAAGGUAGACGACUCUGUAUCUGGAGAGACGUUGCACGUCUACAAAGGGGGCUACUGGGAGGCGAAGGAACAAGGGAGCUGGGAUGUGUGCCCUGACAUCUUCUGAUCCCAACAGAAUUAGUUUCAGAUUGUCGUGUGCAAAUGAGAAGAUGGUAAGCAGGGCUCUCCCCUUUGUCAAAGGAAUUCAGCCCUGACAUCAGUCUAGCUUCAGUGUCUGUAGCUCUGAUCACCCUCUCCUGAUCAGGAACAUCUGGACUUCACUCUCAAAGUAGACUACAUGCUCAUGUAGCGUUGUAGAGACGUUGCUUCUGAUUGGUGUUCAGAGCUCUUUCUCACUGCCUCUCAAACACUGAAAUUUGUCACCUGCUAGCUUCAGGGUUCUGUAGUCCAACUUCUGAGUUAGAAAUGGAUAUUCUGGAAAUUUUCAUUAUGCAUUUUCUUUACUGUGAAUUAAGGGUACUGCACCACCACAACUCAAAGUUUAAUCAUACUCGAGGUUUGAAUUUUUUUUCUUAUUUAUUUCUGAAAGACACAAACACAUUUGAUUCAGUUUGCCUUUGAAUUUCUGGUGAUUUGUGGUGCUUAUCCAUUCUUACGCUGAAAAUGUACUCUAUCUACAUAUUAGCCUUUUUUUUCUAGAAAUGUUUGCAUUUAUCUAAUCAAUUUUUAAAUCUUCCUCUUCCUAAACUCAUCAAAGCCCAUAAUAAAAAAUAAUGUGUUGAUCAUGAGAGAUAGCAAAUAGUUUAUCAUGGUUUGUUUUUGUAAUGUCUGGUUAUGUCAUCUUUAAAAGUAUGAGUUUUAAAUGUCUGCUGCAUAUUUUAUUCAAUAUUGAUGUUGUGUUUUUGUUUUUUUGGGGGGUUGUUUUGUUUUUUUUAAUAGUUUGCGAAUAACUUUAUUUAAAUUUUUUUCUGUUAAAAUUGCGUUAUGUGUGCAGCACGUUGAUUUCAAUGUAUUUUCUUUGUUCAUUAAGUUAAUAUAUUUAUUAUCAUUCAAUCUAAAGUUCUGAAAGAGGGUUAAAAAUAAAUUUAUUUUAUAACCAGUGAAAAAUACCAAUAGCACUAUUGCCAGCCAUGGGUAGUAAAAUAUUGUCAACCAUGUCAUUUAGAUAUUUUCUUCAGGAUUUCCCAUAUAAGAGUUUGGCUGUUAAGGUUUGGCUCAUCUUAAGUCCAGGAGUUUUAUUGGAUUAAAUUACACUGAUUGAUGCAAUAUAGGAAACUCAAUCUUAUCCUUUUUAACAACAAAAUGUGUGAACAAAUACACUGAUUCUCUCAAAUACACUGACUCUCAAAGUCUAAGUGUGCUUGUUUUUGUGUAAUAUCAAAUAUUUCAAGUAACAUAUUCAGGCUAUUCACAUGAACGGCUUACAUAAAAUUUAAAGUGGGUGAGAUGGGCUCCAGGUUAUUGGCUGUAUGCAGAUUUUUGAUGAUUUUUGGCAUGGAAGACAAAUAUGAUUCAAGAGUAUUUUGUCUUUGUGGUUUUCUUACAGCUUUAAUUUUGUUUAAGGAUGUUCUUUUUGUGCUGCAAGUAUAGAUUCUUACCAGACAGCAAUCAGAGUGCCUGGCAAAAAAAAAAGAAAUGUGAGGAUGUUGCAGAAAUGGAGUUUUGUCGUUGUGUUUGUCACUAUUUGUUAUGAGAGGAAGGACUAGAUGGUUGACAGAGAUCCAAAGGUAAAUUUUUCCUUUAAGUGUACUUAAAGCAGAGCACUGAAUAUUAAGACGACAAAGUAUAAUGCUAUAAUUAUUUCUGUGUAAAUAUAUUAGAGAUGUAAUUGAAUUAGAAGGCAGAUAAGCACUUUCAAGUUUCUUAUUUGACUAUGUGGUUUACUUUAAGUUUCCUUGUAUGAGAUUUCUCUUCACUAACUAAGACAGCUUUCUACCUUUAAAUAGCAUUAAUCAGUCCACAUACAAUGUUCCUUGUUCCAUUCACCUGUUGCUUUAUGCAGCAUUUGACAGAUGUCUCUGCAUCUCUUUCCAAAUGGUUUCUGACUGGUCUGUCUUCAAAGAUUUAUUCAUCUUUAUUUAUUUUUGUUUUAGUCUUUGGUUUUAAUUGUGUGGCUCCAUCAUUCAGACACUGUUUUAUGUAAAGUUUUUCCUUCCCUUUGUUCCAACCUGUGAUGUUUCCCUGCACUGCAGAAACUCCCUUUACACAACGCAACAACUUCUUUAAAUUUAAACUUCUCUAAAUUUGUUUAAAAAAAAAAAACUUAAGGUGUUGCACUUGAGUACAGUAGUGAUUUAAGAUCUCAUAUGUCUAAAAAAGUAUGUCAACUUUUAAUGUUGGCUUACGAUUAAUUUUGUCAUUUGGAUAGGUUGUUUUUUUGGAAAGCCCCCUAAUUGUGUUGAGUAACUGUAAACAUGAUCUGAACAUAUAUUUAACCAUUUUCUGUCCUUUUUAAUGCAAUUAUUUUUGUCAGGAUUGUGCUAGGUGAUAAAGGUAGUAAAGUAUGAAUGGAUAUUAA